AUGUAUACCCAUCUUUGGGAAACGAUCGUGCUAGUGACGGCGCUUGUAAAGGCGCACUCAACCCACGCCGGCGCAUAUUUUGCCAUCGAACCAGAUACCUACGUCGACCCCAAAGACGCACAACCCCCGAGCUCGGCCUCGGCGACAUGCCAAGCGGCAUUCCAGUACCUCUACUGCAUCCCCGGCACCUACACCUACGUCUUCUUCGGAGCCAUCAAGCCGUCGCUGCAACCCAGCACCUCGUACGCCACGGCGCUGAAUGCCAGCAUCGCCUUCAUCGACAUGUACAUCGGAUCCCACGGCGACGGUCCGGUCCCGGAUGGUCACCAAUACGUAUCCAACACCGGCACGGGCAUUCUCAUCUACGCCGAGGAUGCCGGCGGGCAUCAUCUGACGUGGGGAGUCUUCGGGGUGGCGAUGCAGGGGCUGAAUGCCUGGAUGGCGGAUACGGAGAACGGCUACUCGGAUGCUAUGUUUCAGAUUAAUGACGGGAAGAACGAGGUUGGGAAUGGCUAUGUUGGAGCGGUGGACCAGGAUGGGGUUUGUGUCUUCGCCAAUGCUUUCACACCGGAUACGCCGUGUGUUGCUGUGGACUCGAAGGGGCUGGUGUAUGGGAACCAUGGGGGUGUGGUUUGUUAG
Messenger RNA from Letharia columbiana, 639 nucleotides. RefSeq lists its product as uncharacterized. The transcript is spliced from 2 exons. The record is from RefSeq and is a predicted model, not a curated record. Bases 1 to 639 code for a protein of 212 amino acids. NCBI's taxonomy places the organism in Eukaryota, Fungi, Ascomycota, Lecanoromycetes, Lecanorales, Parmeliaceae.